This is a messenger RNA of Ectocarpus sp. CCAP 1310/34, 267 nucleotides long. The record is from the annotation of a GenBank genome assembly. Lineage: Eukaryota; Phaeophyceae; Ectocarpales; Ectocarpaceae.
AUGCGCUGGAGCCGCUUGUUGUGGCUAAAGUACCUAGAAAAGGUAUACCAAAAUAAAAUGGACCCCAAGGGUUAGCAGAAUUUGGAGGUAGACAUUUGAUCGUGGUUGACCAUGGUUAUUUGGCGCCGUCGGAUGCUAAGACGUGACGUCAUGCUAGAUCAGGGCUUUAUGCCGAGGCAUGCAUGUGCCCUUCUGUUCAGUGUGUGCGUGCAGACGGUCCAUGAUUGUGUGUGGGUGGGAUAUUGUGAGUUCGCGUGGUGAGCGUUA